AUGGAGCGAGCUGGCAGUUUGUUCCACAAAUAUACAAAUUCCUACAUAGUUACUGUCUAUUUAGUCUUUACUCCUGUUUACACAUUAAUCUUUCAGCUCAAGGUUGUGGCCCAAGUCUACUCACCCUGUGAUUCCUUUAUCUUGGGUUGUGCUCCCUGCAAUGUGAUUUGCUCCAUUAUCUUCCACAAUCAUUUUGAUUAUAAAGAUCAGCAUUUUCUCAACUUUAUGGGAAAACAAAAUAAAAACCUGAAGAUUCUGAGCUCCCCAUGGAUCCAGGUCUGCAACAAUUUUCCUGUUCUCAUUGACUAUUUCCUAGGGAGUCAUAACACAUUCUUUAAGAAUGUUGCUGAUAUGAAACAGUAUUUUUUGGAGAAAAUAAAAGAACACCAAGAAUCCCUGGAUAUGAACAGUCCUCGGGACCUCAUCGACUGCUUCCUGAUCAAAAUGGAAGAGGAAAAGCACAAUCAACAGUUGAAUUUUAUUUAUGAUCAUUUGGUAAUCACUGUGGAUGGUGUGUUUAGUGCUGGGACAGAGACAGCAAGCACCAAAGAGAGAGUUGAUCUCCUGCUCCUAAUGAAGCACACAUGUCAGAGGUCUGACCACAGCAGAAGAAGUGACCUCACUUCACAACUUGAUUGUCUUCUGGGUAGUGUUGCACAUAUCCCAGGCUCAACCUUGGAAAUAGAACUCUCCAGUAGCAGAGAACAGCACCAGCAGCCUCCUACCCAGUUAGGGAAGCAGAUAUGUGUGGAAGAGGGCCUGGGUCCCAUGAAGCUCUCUUUAUUCUGGAUCGGUAUUGUACGACACUUUAACCUGAAUUCUCUGGAUAAAGAACUUGAUACCAGCACAUUUGCCAAUGCAUUUGCUUCUCUGCCACACAGGUUCCUGACUGUCUGGCUGCUUCUGUGUUGCCAUGGGCAGUCCUCUCCUCUGGGACGCUCUUCAUAUAUUUCCCCUCUUUGGUAUGCCUUCUCUGCCCUCUCUUCUCACAUUUCCCCAUUCCCACAGGAUCCAGACAACACUCUGUUCAUUUUAGAGUAUUUCCUGGGUCACUGUACAAAGACAUAUGCUAUUCCCUGGGUCCUGGUACACGAGCAUGGGUGA
This is a messenger RNA of Sciurus carolinensis (gray squirrel), 1104 nucleotides long. Its product is annotated as cytochrome P450 2C9-like. The record is from RefSeq and is a predicted model, not a curated record. Gene Ontology annotation, molecular function: oxidoreductase activity, acting on paired donors, with incorporation or reduction of molecular oxygen, reduced flavin or flavoprotein as one donor, and incorporation of one atom of oxygen; iron ion binding; heme binding. Gene Ontology annotation, biological process: xenobiotic metabolic process. Gene Ontology annotation, cellular component: intracellular membrane-bounded organelle; cytoplasm. The transcript has 7 exons. Bases 1 to 1104 code for a protein of 367 amino acids. Lineage: Eukaryota; Metazoa; Chordata; Mammalia; Rodentia; Sciuridae.